Messenger RNA from Physcomitrium patens, 1479 nucleotides. Its product is annotated as GCN5-related N-acetyltransferase 3, chloroplastic. Gene Ontology annotation, molecular function: N-acetyltransferase activity. Gene Ontology annotation, cellular component: cytoplasm. The record is from RefSeq and is a predicted model, not a curated record. Lineage: Eukaryota; Viridiplantae; Streptophyta; Bryopsida; Funariales; Funariaceae.
CCGCUUUUGGCGAGCCGGCCAAUCCCUGGGGGUGGGUGUGGCUUUGAAGCCUCCAUCGAAUCCUAGGACAUUGAUGGAUCAGGCUUCUUCUUCUGCUGCUGCUGCUGUUUGCUGCUAUUCUUGCUCCUCCUCAUCCAUGACUCCAGCACUGCUCCCCGCAAAGCAUAGCCAGAUUGCAAUCCCCUACGACCCUACAGCCAACUCGAAUUCGACUUAGAAUCGACUCAAUUCAAGCACAGUUGCAAGUGGGAGUGACACAACUUCACUGCAUGCCAAUGCUACCUCUCCGCCCCCCACUUCAGGAUAAUAUGACGAAUGUGUUGUUACCCAUUGCUCAUCGUGUGGGUGCAGAACCAAGACAGAGAUUGAACUUUCGAUUGUUUGGAAUGCUGUGAGUUAGUCGAGAGGAUUCGGGGUUCUUACUUUGUGUUUGAAUGUGAUUUUUCUUUUUUUUCUUUUUUUUCUUUUUUUUUGUGGUUUUGUUGUUGCUUUAUCUCAAUGGUCCCAGGUCCUUGCAGUCUAGAAGCCUCACCUUGGCACCAUGGACUCCGACGUGCUGAUAUUGUCAGCUCCUUCGGGAUGGAUGCGCCACUGGGUCGAUUGACUCGUCUCUCGCAUCCUAGAACUCUCAAGUUUCCACUUUGCAGCAAGAGUUCCGUGCCAGUGCAAUCCCGCUGUCGGCAGUUUCACGCUGAGAGACUAAGUUCGAGAGUGCCAUUGCCGUCGCGCGCCAUUAACCGCCCAGGAAUUCUGUCAGUGCGGCACCACGAGCGAUACAGGGAUCUUUUGGUGUCUACGAACUGGAAGGACAUCGACAUUGCAGAAUUGCGGGCCUUGUUGACCUCCACUUCCCAGAACUGCGAUCAGUUUUCCAAAUUUAAUCCCGAUGGGUCACUGCUCCAAGUGAAUCCGGUGAAGCUUCAACGCGCAAUUCAGCAUAGCUUCAUCGUGGUGGCGAUGUACAUACGAGGGGAGCUGGAGGAAGAUUACUUUCCCGACCGACCUGAGGCGGACACCAACACCCGUCCCUCGCAGAAGCGAACAUUGAUUGCCUUUGGGCGGGCCACUUCUGAUCGCACCCUCACGGCCUCCAUCCACGACGUCGCCGUGGCGCCAUCACUCCAAGGGGAAGGAAUUGGUCGCCGUCUCAUGCUGCGGCUCGUGCGAGACAUUUCGCGGCACGGCAUCUGCGACAUCUCUGUGAUGGCCGGUCGUGACACCAGACCUUUCUUUCGGGCGUGUGGAUUUGGGUCUGACGUCCUGGGAUCCACGUCCAUGAUGUACACUGCUGUAGAGGAUUGCAGCGACGAGGAGAGCAGAGCUCCGGCUCUGCUUGUCCCGCCCCCUCUUCAAGAAUCCUGGAGGGCGAAAGCAGCGCGUAGCAGAAAAAACAAUGUAUCAGCAGUUUAGGGACUGAACUAGUCGUCAUUAGAAAUGUAUUAUAUGCUUUUCACAACAAUCAAUUCUUCUCCUCAUCCA